This is a messenger RNA of Equus quagga, 1419 nucleotides long. RefSeq names its product hes family bHLH transcription factor 4 (gene HES4). Lineage: Eukaryota; Metazoa; Chordata; Mammalia; Perissodactyla; Equidae. The record is from RefSeq and is a predicted model, not a curated record. Bases 439 to 1269 code for a protein of 276 amino acids. Gene Ontology annotation, molecular function: protein dimerization activity; RNA polymerase II cis-regulatory region sequence-specific DNA binding; DNA-binding transcription factor activity, RNA polymerase II-specific. Gene Ontology annotation, cellular component: nucleus. Gene Ontology annotation, biological process: regulation of transcription by RNA polymerase II; anterior/posterior pattern specification. The transcript has 4 exons.
GAGGCCCUAGGCUCGCACGGGGACCGGGGACGGCAGAGGAGGAAGGAGAAGUGUGACCGAGGAUGCCUACUCCUCGGGGGCGCCUGACCCGGUUCCCCUCUUGGAUUUCCCUUUCAGGUUUCCCGCGUCGCCCGCCGUGACCUCUGCCCCACACACCCCCGCCCCGGGUCCUGGCCGGAGCCAGCCCGGAGAGGCCCCUCCUGGCGCGCUGCUCGGAGCGCGGCAGCGGCGCAGGGAGCGGGGCGAUUUUCCCGCCUGGACCCGGCGAUGCCAGAGGCGGGCCGGGCGGGGUGCCCAGCUCGCCUUUGUCGCCCGCGGGGUGGUGGGCUGGGAGCCGACGCGUGACUGACAGUCGGCGGGGGCGGCGGCCCUGAGCGGGUGGGGGGGGGGUGAGAGAGGAGCGCAGCCGCUCAUUGGCUGGCUCGAGUGUGGGAAAGAAUGCGGAGCCGGGUUCACACACCCCGCGGCGGCUCUGCCUUAAAUAGCCGGGCGGCUGGCGACGCGCGCGCGGGCCUGCGGCCUGGGACCCGCCUGGGAGGGAUACGGCGGGCGGCGCGCUCCGCCUGGCACCGGGAGGCGCGGGAGCGCAUCAUGCCUGCAGACACCCCGGGGAAGCCGCGAGCCUCGCCGCUGGCAGGAGCCCCGGCUAGCGCGAGCCGAACCCCAAACAAGCCCCGGAGUGCGGCCGAGCACCGGAAGUCCUCCAAGCCGGUCAUGGAGAAGCGGCGCCGAGCGCGCAUCAACGAGAGCCUCGCUCAGCUCAAGACCCUCAUCCUGGAUGCCCUCAGGAAAGAUAGCUCGCGCCACUCGAAGCUGGAGAAGGCGGACAUCCUGGAGAUGACCGUGAGGCACCUGCAGAGCCUGCGGCGCGUGCAGGUGACAGCCGCGCUUAGCGCAGACCCCACCGUCCUGGGCAAGUACCGCGCCGGCUUCAACGAGUGUCUGGCCGAGGUGAACCGCUUCCUGGCCGGCUGCGACGGCGUCCCGGCCGACGUGCGUUCUCGCCUGCUCUGCCACCUGGCGGCCUGCCUGGGCCAGCUGGGGCCCUCGCGCUGCCCAGCCCCACCGCCGGCCGCUGCGGAGGCCCCGGCGCCCGAGGUCUACGCUGGCCGCCCGCCGCUGCCUGCGUUCGACGGCUCCUUCCCCCUGCUGCGCCCCGGGGCAGCCUUCGCGCUGCCCCUCCUCCCGGGCCUGACUGGGGCGCCCCCCGCCGCCCCCGGAGCGGUCCUACAGGGCCAGGGCGCGCCCUGGAGGCCCUGGCUGCGGUGAGGCCGCGGCCUUUGCUGAGACUGUAGCCGAGAAUAUUUAUUUCUUGAGUUUUGUUUCCUUGUCUUUGCGAAGAGUCUAGUCUAGUAGCGUCUGCAGCCGAGGCAGCCCUGUGCUUCCUGUGGCCCCCAGCGGUGGUGGUGGUGGUGGGGG